AUGCUGACUUCGUGUCCAGCGCCAACGCGCAUCGCGGGGACCGGUUUCCCUGCUAGCGCUCUGCCCGGUGGAGACCAUACUACCCUGGACGGAACCAACUGGGGUGGAAUUAUCCUCGAAGACAUUGUCGAAAGUUGCGUGUCGGGAUGGACCAAUAACAACUACCAGAACGGUUACCCCCGCCCUGAUUUCAAUACCAUCGUGGACAGCUUCGGCGGGGAUGUCCCUAGCGUCCGAACUCCUGGAUUCAUGAGUUUGCCGGUGUGUACAAAUGCCAGCGCCAUCAUUGACACAAUGCAACUGGGCAAUGGAGACUCGCCCUACUGGCCCUGUGAAGACCCUGAGGGAUACACUGCCAGUGGUACCAACAUUCAUGUUAGCAGCGGUUGUAUUUUGAUUAAUGAUUCAAAGCGCUGCCAGACCUGGGGUGGAGCCUAUAACGUCGCGGAUCAGAAUACUGCUAGUAGCACCGCUACCAUCUAUGCCAUGUUCGACGGUAACAAUAAUCUGAAUGCUAAAGUGAUUCCUGGUUGCAAGAUCAUGGCAUCAUGGCCUCGUAGCUAUGGUGAUCUGGACUUCACCGAUAACUGUCUCAAGGACCGCAGUGGAGACUAUAGCAGUGCUGCACCGACAGCACAACCACCACUGAUGUUGUCGACAAUCCAUAUGCUCCUUGAUAAGACGGCGAGUCAAAACGUGGAUGCAUCUUUGAGAUCAACAUUCAGAUGGAAUCCAUUCAAUUCCUGA
This is a messenger RNA of Penicillium expansum, 747 nucleotides long. RefSeq lists its product as uncharacterized. NCBI's taxonomy places the organism in Eukaryota, Fungi, Ascomycota, Eurotiomycetes, Eurotiales, Aspergillaceae. Bases 1 to 747 code for a protein of 248 amino acids. The transcript has 4 exons. The record is from RefSeq and is a predicted model, not a curated record.